Messenger RNA from Cydia pomonella (codling moth), 2013 nucleotides. RefSeq lists its product as uncharacterized. Gene Ontology annotation, cellular component: cytoplasm. The coding region runs from base 645 to 1496 and encodes 283 amino acids. Gene Ontology annotation, biological process: proteasome-mediated ubiquitin-dependent protein catabolic process; regulation of proteolysis. Gene Ontology annotation, molecular function: ubiquitin protein ligase binding. The transcript is spliced from 2 exons. The record is from RefSeq and is a predicted model, not a curated record. Lineage: Eukaryota; Metazoa; Arthropoda; Insecta; Lepidoptera; Tortricidae.
GAUCGUGGUUCGCGGUAGGCCCUUUGAUCUAGAUGACUCACUUGACAGAAGAAUGGGGAAUGGGGCGAUCCGGGCCAAAGAAUGCAAUUAUACUUACUUUACUCUUUGGAAUACAAUAUUCGCAAUUUGCGGGGAUUGUUCUCUGUCACUUUAAUUACGCCUUCAUUGGAGUAACAGAGAAAGAUCCUCGCAAUUUGCGAAUUUCGGUUUUUGCGGUAUGUCCCCGGGCCAUUGCAGGAGGCCUACCGAAAAAAUCGAAGUUCGUCAAUUGCGGGCAUUUUUCUCAGUCACUCUAAUUACGUCUAAGUGAGAGUAAAAGAGAAAGAUCUCCGCAAUUUGCGAAUUUCGAUUUUCCCGGUAGGCCCCCUGGUCGGACAAGGUCGCGUCCGGUACGCACGUCUGUUACAGUUUUCAAGCAUUAUGUCAAUGUCUUGACAGGGGAAGUCCCGAAUUUUUUCAUCAUCUUUCAUUGUUCAUUUCAUUCGUUUUCAGUUUGUGUUCGUGUAAACUCACUUUGAGCCCGACGGCCCGACGUCAUUAUUCGAGAACAGCAGAUUAUUAAAAAAAGUAUAAAUAACAUUAGUAAAUAAAAACCUCCGCCACAAGUUAUCGUGUAAGAGGAGUAAACAAAACACUAUUCCAUCAUGAAUAUUGUGGCGAAAAAACAGCACCGAGGCAAAAACUUGAAACUCGGCUUUUCUAUAAUAUUCAAAUAUGCAACGUCUACUGAAAAGUUAAGCGAGGUCUUCAAUAUCGAUGACUUAGCGGAGGUACGAUUUAAAUUCGUAUCAAGUACUGAUACCCUGAGUACAUUUUUGUCCAUAAAAAAACAUGCUUCAGCAAAGGACAUCACUGUAAAAGUAGAUGUUAAAAGUGAGGACCUAGGGUGCAUCCAACAAUGGGUAUGCACUGAGCAUUGGGUUGAUUGGCAAGAUAUGGGGGUAAAGCCGACUAUGACUCAGGUUGAUAAUUACUUGGUCGCUUUCCGAAUCAAUAUUACUCUGAUUGACGAGAAAUGUUUCAACGCUCCGAAUAUUUAUGAAGAUGACGACUUUACUGACUUUCAUCUCAGCACAGCCGAAGGCCGUGUGGCUGUGCACAGAGUUCACCUCGCUAGUCACAGCGAAGUGUUCAAGACAAUGCUCGGCCACGAGUGGAAGGAGACCGCUGAAGGAAAUAUACAAGUAGAGGGAGUAACGCUGCAGACUCUUAAGCAUCUGAAGCAGUAUAUCUACUUGGGCACCCUGCCUGAUGAUGGGCUGCGUCAACUGCUGCUCAUCGCUAGAUACUACCUGAUUGACAAUCUCAAGUCCGCGUGCAUUUCUAAGCUGGCCCGCACAGCAACGCCGGAAAACCUGGAGGACCUUCUGGAGUUCGCUAUCGAUAAUAAAAUAACGGAGUUGGCUUUAGCUAUUCUGCAGCUGACUCCUGAUGAUGUAGUAGAUGGAGCUUAUCAAAUGAAGAAAAAGGAGCCAGCAAGUGGGCAAAAACAGUAGAAAAUAAUUUAAUUUUAAAAUAACGUCUUUAACUAUUACUGUUCUUUCCUUUUAUUCAUUCUUAUGUUUUAAUGAUGACAAUUUCAUAUAAGAUGCUCUUGUAAUCAAUAUAAUCAUUACUAUCAUUAAUCUUACUAUUUCAUUAUCAGAUUAUUCCAUUAUAGCUAGGUAAUUUCAUAUCCUAAUUCUAUGAGAAUAAGAUCAGAGGACGAGAUAGACUUGAAAAUCCAUAAAUUGUGUAAUUCCGUAUAAAAGGAACCGUGCAGGGGUGAUCUCAAUCCUUGUCUAAGUCAAGUGAGUACCAAUUAAUCGCCAUAAGGUCUUUUUAUAUGAAACGACACAAUUACAUGUAUGAUUUUUUCUAACCUCAUUUAAAAUAAAAAAAUAAAAUUAAUUUAUUUCGGACAAUAAGGAAUCCAUAUAACGCAUACAACUUAUAUCUAAAUUACAUUAAAAUAUUUUAAUUAAAAUUCAAUCAUGUAUAAAACUUAAUUAAAAUUACAAUAUCUGAGCUCAC